Messenger RNA from Oryzias melastigma (Indian medaka), 3484 nucleotides. Its product is annotated as extensin. NCBI's taxonomy places the organism in Eukaryota, Metazoa, Chordata, Actinopteri, Beloniformes, Adrianichthyidae. The record is from RefSeq and is a predicted model, not a curated record.
UCUCAUGGUCAGCACUUCUGAAAUAGCAACUACAUCAAGUAAUGACUAUUUGAGACGCACAGAUCUUACCACCUCUGCUUUACCAAAUACCAGGCGUAGUGUACUUGUUUCCAGCACAUCUAUCUCAGGUCAAAGUUCUGAUAGUCUCAGUGACCCCAGUGUCAACAGAGUAACACAGAACAGGACCUUUGGUGGCCCAACAACAUCUACUGAGACCCCAGUAAGCAAUACAGCUCGCACAAACUCAGUCUCUGAAUCCAACAACCUAUUAGCAUCCACUGAGAGUCAGGGUAUGUUGUCAAGUACUACCUCUGAAGUGACAACCCCCACUAUUCCAGGUGUCCUCACAAACAACUGGACCAGCAACACAAUUCAAAGCAGUUUACGUUUUGAGCCGCAAUCCACCAGUGACAUAAUGCCCACCAAAAAGAGGCUUGUUUCAACCAAAGAGUCCCAGACCACUGAUGCAUUGAUUACGACCCCUCUAACAAUCAGUAAAAACUCUGUCAUUGCUGACACCAACAUAGUUAUGGAGUCCUGUUGUUCGUCUUCAACAAAUAAUUCCCAUUUGUCUUCUUCAUCUUUCGAAAAUUCUAUUUUGACUACAACACCUCAGUUUCAGUCAUCCACUGUUCCUUUGCCAAAAAAGACAAUUUUUUCAAGUCCACAUUUCUCAACCUCUAGUCCACAGCAAUCAAAUCACAUGGAGCCAACUUGUCCCUUAAUGUCACCAAAUCCCUUUCCCCUUCUGAAACCAACGCCCUACAAUUACCACAAACCAAUACCCCCUAUAUUUUUGAGACCGUAUCCUGAAACAGUCCCAAAACCUAUCAAUCAUCCUGAAAUAAAUUCCCCCACAUUAUUGAGACCACAUCCUCAACCAGGUCAAAAGCCAGAUCCUUACCGUUACGCUAAACCAAAUCCUCCAACUUUGUUUAGACCUCGCCCCCAACCAGCUCCAAAGCCCAACCCUUACCAUUACCCUAAACCACGCCCCCCAACUCUUUUGAGACCUCGUCCCCAACCAAUUCCAAGGCCAAACCCUUCUCAUUACAAAGAGCAAAAUCCUCCCACUCAUGUAAGACCUCCUUUACAAUUGGCUCCAAUGCCAAAACCCUCUCACUACGUAGUACCAAAUUCUCCCACAUUGUCAAGACCACGUCCUCAAACAGCUUCAAGGCCAAAGCCUAUCUACUUUUCUGAACAAAAUCCUUCGACUAAACUAAGACCUCAUCCUUAUCCCUCUUCAAGGCCAAGGCCUUCCCAUUUCUUGGAACAAAAUCCCUCAACUAAACUAAGACCUCGUCCUCGUCCUGCUUCAAGGCCAAAACCUUCCUAUUUCUUGGAUCCAAGUCCCUCCACUCAAGUAAGACCUCGUCCUCGUCCUGCAUCAAGGCCAAAGCCUUCCCAUUUCUUGGAACAAAAUCCCUCAACUAAACUAAUACCUCGUCCUCAUCCUGCUUCAAGGCCAAAACCUUCCUAUUUCUUGGAUCCAAGUCCCUCCACUCAAGUAAGACCUCGUCCUCGUCCUGCAUCAAGACCAAAGCCUUCCCUUUUCUUGGAACCCAAUGCUCCAUCUAAGUUAAUACCUCGUCCUCACCCUGCUUCAAGGCCAAAUCCCUCCCGUUUGCUGGAACAAACAACUUCUACUCAGCUAAGGCCUCAUCCCCAACCAGCUCCCAUAUCAAAGCCCUUCAAUUUCCUUAAACCAAGUCUUCUCAUACGUCCCCAGCUGGUUUCAAGGCCAAAGCCUUCUGAUUUACUGGAGCCAAAUCUUCCCACUCAGCUAAGACCUCCCCACCGACCAGUUCAAAGGCCAAAGCCCUCCCAUUUCCCAGUACCAAAACCCCCUAGUUUGUUAGGAUCUGGUCCCCAAAUAGCUCCCAUGCCAAAGCCUUCCCAUUUUCUUGAACCAAGUCCUCCCACUUGGUCAAUACCACAUCCUCUAAGGCCAAUUCCUUCUCCUUACCAGGAACCAAAUCUUUCCAUUCAGUCAAUGCCUCGUCCCCAACCAGCUCCAAAGCCAGAAGCUUCCCGUUAUGUAGAAAAAAGUCCUCCUACACUUUUCAGACCUCAUCCCCAUCUUCCUUCAAGACCACAACCUUCCCAUUUCUUAAAACCAAAUUCUCCUACUCGGUUAAGACCAAGUCCCCAAAUGGCUCCAAGACCAAAGCCUUCCCUUUUCUUGGAAACAAACCCCUCUUCUAUGUUAAGACCCCAUCCCCAGCCAGAUUCCAGGCCAAAGCCUUCUCUUUCUUUAGAUCUAAGUCGUCCUAAUCCAUUAGGACCAUAUUCCCGACCGGUUCCAGGGCCAAGGCCUUCUCAUUUCCGUGGACAAAAUCCUCCCACUGCAUUUAGACAACUUCCCCAGCUGGCUUCAAAACCACUGCCUUUCCAAUUAUUGGACCCAAAACCUUCCACUUUGUCAAGACCACAAAUUCCUGGGUUUCAGCGGCCAAAUGAUCCAAACUUUUUACAGCUGCAUCCUGUGUCCCUCCCCAUACCCCAGCUACCAGGACUCCAUAGACAGGAGAGUCCAAUAUCAAAACAUCAGCCCCCACAUUUUGCUAAGCAACAAAACUCUUUUGUUUCAAGGAUGCAUCACCAGAAUCUUUACAAACCACAACCUACAAUGUUUACAAGGCCACAAAAUCCCAUUUAUUCCAGGCCUUUUAACAUUGUAAGGCCAAGACCCAGUUCUGUUUUCAGGGUGAAUCCCUCAAACCCACAAAGGUCACAGUCCCCUCAUCUCUACAGGCCACAGCCUGCAGCUAUAUUCAGACCAAGGAAGUUUAACAUAAAAAGACCAGAUCCACCUUUCUUCCAAAGGCUGCCCACCUGAAUUCAGCCCCAAGUUCAACAGAGCACUCUUCUCGAAAAAAGACUUGUUAAAUCACAGUGAGGAUUUCACAGGGAGCAUAAAAGAAUGUCAAAAGUGUAUUUGUAAUGGCAUGAGAUGAAAACGCCAUCAUCAGAAAGCUGUGAGUCUGAGAGCUGGGUCAAAUAUUAGAGGUUAAAUGAGCCAGAAAUUCAUCAUCAGCUCUUCACACAAGUAAACUGCAUCUCCUAUGAGGAAACCCUCUAAACAUGUAUUCACAGAACUCCUGUCAAGCAGAAUUAACAAAUGUGGUAAAUUCACCUAAAAUGUGAUGUCCAAGUAUGGGGACGUCAUGUCCUAAAUGAGUGCAAAUGUUGUUCUUUGAUAGGACAUUAAAACUAACUUCACAUUGAGAGGACAGCUGCUGUUUUACCUGAAAUAAAACGAUGCUCAUCUACUUCAACCAAAACCUAAUGAGUUUUGACAGGUCUGUUAAGAUUGAUGGCGUUUUCUUUCAGCCCUUUGUCUUUUUUAUCUUUCCUUUGAUGAGUUUACCUUUCUGUAAUGGUGCAUUUUUCAGACAAAUGUUAUUGUUAUCAAACCUGACAAGUUUUCUUUGGAUUCUCAAGAAAAUAAAGACUUGUAAUAAAAACCUUCUUAAAUGUU